Molecule: messenger RNA, 1811 nt
Organism: Diospyros lotus (date-plum)
Lineage: Eukaryota; Viridiplantae; Streptophyta; Magnoliopsida; Ericales; Ebenaceae
Exons: 9
Coding region: 336-1652 (438 amino acids)
Source: RefSeq, a predicted model, not a curated record
AGUGGAUGAAAAAGCUGAGAAGAGAGGUGAUUUGUAGACUAUUAUUAUGCCUACAACUGGGGUAUGGUCAGACUGCCACGACCAUGGAUUCUAGCAACUCACUGCUCCGUUUGUCCGUUUCUGUUUUUCUGCUUCUUUCCCUCAAUCUUCUUUGUCGUCUUCUUCCUCCUUUCACGGAAGCAUUGCUUUUCUUUGAUACUGGAAUCUAUGGCCUUUCAAAACCCGCCUUGCCAUUCAGCAUUUAUGGGUCUUGCGCUGUUCAUUUCCUUGUCCUCUGAAUUCGUCACCCUUUUCCUUUCUAUUAGUUUUUCUCCCCACAAUCAUCUUCCUGUACAAUGUCUUGUGUAUCGCUGACUGCCGUGGCCGAUCAACGGUUCUUCAGUUGUAGAAUUUGGGAUGACAAAGGGAAGAACAAUGGAUUUACUAAGAACCCUGUACGAAUCCACAGAAAGAGGAAGUUUAACUUCUUGCCCCUGUCUAGUUCUGAUCUAGCAAUGACGGCAAGCUCAUCUUUUCCCAAAUUUUACAACGAGGUUCUUAAGGAUGCAAGGGAAAAAUUUACUCGGGAGAUAUCCUUCCCGUCCAAGGACAAGAAUAUCUCUCUUGCGAAGGCUCUUCUGUACGUUGCUGCUGAAGAUGAGGCCUUUAUGGCUGCCAAUCGAGAGGUGGAUGGUCGUUCUCUCCAAAGUGAAUGGAAAGAUGCUUCAGUCUCUUCUGAUGCCCUAGAAUGGGAAUCCUUGGAGGAGAUGCCUUUGGCUGGAAAGAAUAUCAACGAGUGGCUGAUUGAACUGGAUGCCAUUGCCGAAGAAAUCAAGGCAGAGUUGGUUCCACGAGAUGUCGGUUGCCAUUUGGCUGAAGUUUUGGAGGCUGUGAACCUAGUUCUUUUCAAGUCAAGAGGUCUCAAAAGGUCAUCUGCACUAGCGGAUCCUAAGUAUUCAUACUUGCACUCAAUUCUGAGAUCUGGGUGUUGCAGCGCGAUUUUGCUUAGCAUAAUUUAUAUUGAGGUUUGUCGAAGACUUAAUCUGACUGUUGUGGGAUCUCGAGUUGGGGAAGAGUUCUUGAUUUGGCCCCAAAUAGAGAACCCUGAGGAGCUCUUCAAGGUAACUUCAGGACACAACUUGUUCGGAGUUUUUAAUGGGAAUUGUGUGGACAACCCAAAAUCAAUGGCCUCAGAUCUAGGAAGCAGUUCACUAUCUGGACUUGACAUCGCAACUAGCCGAGGCAUUAUUGGGAUUGUUCUGGCAAAUUUGAUUAGGCUUCAUUGGAAACGGGCUUCAAGAAUGAACUAUGGGUUAAUGCUGACUUAUCCACUUAGGCCUAUUCGUGCACAUGAUGCCAACGACAAAUUUAGCAAGAUAGAAAGAUCAAAUAAUCUUUUGGUGCGGCCUCAAGAUCUGAGGCUGGCUAUCAUGGCCUCAGAAAGGUUGUUGAUUCUGCAGCCACAUAAUUGGGCUUUGAGGAGGGACCAUGGCAUGAUGCUAUACUAUAAUAGGGAGUACAAGGAGGCAGUCCAAGAGCUGAGCAUUUGCAUGGCCUUUGCCCCUGAAGCAGAGGCAGGGGUCCUGGAACUAUUCGUCAAGAAACUGCAUUUACUGCAGCUGGAGUCGUCCUGGAAAUCUCUGGGGCAUAAAGGGCCCUUAGGUGUGGCUUGAAUCGUUCGGAUGCUGUUCAUAUAGAUAUCCAGGCAGUGUACAUAUAUAUGUUGUUAGAGCUUGUACUUGUACGUGCUCUUGUUUAACCUUGUUGGAUGGCAUCAUGGCUUUGAUUGGCUUCAAUGAAGAUCAUUAUAUAUGCUUCUCAUUUCAUGACAA